Messenger RNA from Plasmodium adleri (nom. inval.), 912 nucleotides. Its product is annotated as aminophospholipid-transporting P-ATPase, putative. Bases 1 to 912 code for a protein of 303 amino acids. Gene Ontology annotation, molecular function: ATPase-coupled intramembrane lipid carrier activity. The transcript has 3 exons. The record is from RefSeq and is a predicted model, not a curated record. Gene Ontology annotation, cellular component: plasma membrane. Gene Ontology annotation, biological process: phospholipid translocation. Lineage: Eukaryota; Apicomplexa; Aconoidasida; Haemosporida; Plasmodiidae.
AUGUCCUUAGUUUAUAGGAAAACACUGAACUUUUUAAAAGGAAAAAAUGAAGAUGAUAAGGAUAUUAAAAUAAACAUAAAUGGGGAAAACAAAAGGACCUGUAACAAUUCCGUGAUAACGUCUAAAUAUACCGUUUUUAAUUUUAUAUUUUUAAAUAUGUAUGAACAAUUUCAUAAGAUAUCAAAUGUGUAUUUUUUUUUCAUUGGUAUAUUACAAGUAAUACCUCAAUUUACUGCUACCAAUGGAAUUCCUACAGUUUUUUUCCCCCUUCUAAUUGUGCUAACAGCGAACGCCAUAAAAGACGCUUUUGAAGAUUGGAAUAGGCAUAAAACAGAUAAAAUUGAAAAUAAUAGAAUGUGCUAUGUUAUCGUAAAUGAAGAAGAAAAAAAUAUAUAUGAAGAGAAAAGUAAUAAGAAGAAUAUUUUUAAAAAAUUAAAAAGAUAUAUUUUUGGAAAUCGUAAGAUUUGUAGUACUGAAAAUUAUUAUGAUGAAGAUGAUAUGUAUGAUGAUGAAAUUACUGAUAUUAAUGAUUAUAUUAAUAAUUAUGAAGAAAAUUUAGAAAACAUUGAAGAUAUCUUAUUAUUAUGUACUAGUCAUAAAAAUGGCAUUGCCUUUGUUGAAACCUCUAGUUUAGAUGGUGAAACAAAUUUAAAAGUAAAAGAAGCUAAUGCAUUUUUAUUUAAUAUAUUAGGCAAUGAUAGAAAUAUUGCAAUUGAUAAAGUGAAAAAUUUAAAAGGUUUUAUUUUAAGUGAUAAACCAAAUAAAGAUUUAUCUACCAUGUAUGGUACUAUUUAUUUUGAAAAGGAUAAGAAAAUAGAUGUAGAAAAUAUUGGUAUACAAGAAUUAUUAAAAAAAACAACGGAAGAAAUAGAAUAUCGAAAAAAAAGGUUAUCUAGUGUAAGAUUUAAGUAA